GUUUUCACAAAACCAAAAAUCUAACGGUUAAAUUUGAUAAAAAAAUAAAAUCUUUCUGUACCAAACAGACAACUUGCGGAACAGAAAAAUACAACAAGAUUCGAGAAAAGAAAGGAAGAAAAAGGCUUUCAUUUCAAAACCCUAGAGCUCAAUUAGAUCUCACCGGCAUGAAUCGCCGGUGAAGUUGUACUAUAUACAGAGAAAGAUUCGUAAGGGAUUUUUGAAUCAUGUAUAGAGAGAGAGGCACGGUUGGUUCUAGACCGGAGGUCGCGGAUCGCAAACGGAUCAACCAAGCUCUUGAACGACCUUCUCCGUCCACGUCUCUUCAAGCUAACGGCAAAGGAAAAGGAACCGUUACGGCGACGGCGCUCUCCGUGAAGCAACCGCAUGACCAUCGAGAUUCGCGUUCUGCUUCUCUCUCCAAGAAUAACGUUUCAGACGAUGAAUCAGACACUGAAAGUGAAGAAGAAUCUGAUGUCAGUGGUUCAGACACCUCAUGGAUAUCUUGGUUCUGCAAUCUUAAGGGAAACGAGUUCUUCUGUGAGGUUGAUGAUGAUUACAUCCAAGAUGACUUCAACUUGUGUGGACUCAGCAGUGUAGUCCCGUACUACGAGUACGCUCUUGAUUUGAUUUUGGAUGUAGAGUCUUCUCAUGGAGAGAUGUUUACAGAGGAACAGAAUGAGUUGAUUGAGUCAGCUGCGGAGAUGCUUUAUGGACUUGUUCACGCUCGUUAUAUCUUGACAACCAAAGGCUUGGCUGCAAUGUUAGAUAAAUACAAAAACUACGACUUUGGAAGGUGUCCUAGAGUUUAUUGCUGUGGCCAACCUUGUCUUCCUGUUGGUCAAUCGGAUUUGCCGAGAUCAAGCACGGUGAAGAUAUAUUGCCCUAAAUGCCAAGACAUUUACUACCCACGUUCAAAGUAUCAAGGCAACAUUGAUGGAGCUUACUUUGGGACAACGUUUCCACAUCUGUUCUUGAUGACAUAUGGAAAUCUCAAGCCACCAAAAGCAACACAAAACUAUGUUCCAAGAGUUUUUGGUUUCAAAUUACACAAGCCGUGAGUGAAAUUUCAAGAUAAAACAGGCAAGGGAAUGAAGAUCAUGGCUUGCGAUUGUAAAAGCGAAACAAGGAGCAUUUGUAAUCACCAAAGGUGAAGAAGCAACAAUGUCUUUGUUUGUCAUCAGGUAUAUAUACACAUUAGAAGCAAGCCAAAAAAACCUUUUGAUGUUAAAUUCUGAACUUGUAUUUCCUACGUUUAGUAAUUUUCUUUUUCUUUUGUUUUGUUUAUUCCCUCAUUGUCAGAUGAUAUCAGUCAGUUCAAUCAUAUAUUAAAAACUGUUCCUGUUUAGCCA
This is a messenger RNA of Eruca vesicaria subsp. sativa (arugula), 1352 nucleotides long. NCBI's taxonomy places the organism in Eukaryota, Viridiplantae, Streptophyta, Magnoliopsida, Brassicales, Brassicaceae. The record is from the annotation of a GenBank genome assembly.